Parus major (Great Tit) is the source of this 7512-nucleotide messenger RNA. RefSeq names its product scribble planar cell polarity protein (gene SCRIB). Gene Ontology annotation, molecular function: protein binding. Gene Ontology annotation, cellular component: adherens junction; postsynaptic membrane; postsynaptic density. The record is from RefSeq and is a predicted model, not a curated record. Bases 16 to 5469 code for a protein of 1817 amino acids. The transcript has 43 exons. Gene Ontology annotation, biological process: neurotransmitter receptor transport, endosome to postsynaptic membrane; neurotransmitter receptor transport postsynaptic membrane to endosome. NCBI's taxonomy places the organism in Eukaryota, Metazoa, Chordata, Aves, Passeriformes, Paridae.
AGGUGUCUCAGGUGGAUGGUUUCUCCUGGAUUGAGGAGAUGGGUCUCCCCAGCAGUGCUGCUGACACUGUCACUCCUGUCACAGCCUUUCUUCAGGCUCCUCAACCUGCGCAAGCUGGGCCUGAGCGACAAUGAGAUCCAGAGGCUUCCCCCCGAGGUGGCCAACUUCAUGCAGCUGGUGGAGCUGGACAUCUCCCGCAAUGACAUUCCAGAAAUUCCUGAAAGCAUCAAAUUCUGCAAAUCCCUGGAAAUCGCAGACUUCAGUGGGAAUCCUCUCUCCAGGCUCCCUGAGGGCUUCACCCAGCUGCGAAGCCUGGGCCACCUGGCCCUGAACGAUGUGUCCCUGCAGAGCCUCCCCACCGACAUUGGGAAUUUGGCAAACCUGGUGACUUUGGAGCUGCGUGAGAACCUGCUAAAGACUCUCCCCACUUCACUCUCCUUCCUUGUCAAAUUAGAGCAGUUGGAUCUCGGUGGCAAUGACCUGGAAGUACUGCCGGACACUCUGGGCGCGCUCCCGAACCUGCGCGAGCUCUGGCUGGACCGGAACCAGCUCUCGUCCCUGCCACCAGAGCUGGGCAACCUGCGCCGCCUGGUCUGUCUGGACGUGUCUGAGAACAAGCUGGAGCACUUGCCCAACGAGGUCAGUGGGCUGGUGGCACUGACGGACUUGCUGCUGUCACAGAACCUGCUGGAAUGCAUUCCAGAUGGGAUUGGUCAGCUGAAGCAGCUCUCCAUCCUCAAGGUGGACCAGAACCGGCUGACAGACAUGACAGAAUCGAUUGGGGACUGUGAAAAUCUGUCAGAGCUCAUCCUGACUGAGAACAUGCUGACGGCCUUGCCCAAGUCCCUGGGCAAGCUGGCCAAGCUGACGAACCUGAACGUGGACCGGAACCGGCUGACGGCGCUGCCAGCAGAGAUUGGGGGCUGUGCCAACCUCAGUGUCCUGUCUCUGCGGGACAACCGCCUGGCCCUGCUGCCCCCAGAGCUGGCCAACACCACCGAGCUCCACGUCCUGGAUGUGGCUGGGAACAGGCUGCAGAACUUGCCCUUUGCUUUGACAAAUCUUAAUCUGAAAGCCCUGUGGCUGGCAGAAAACCAGUCCCAGCCUAUGCUGAAAUUCCAGACCGAGGAUGAUGAAAAGACAGGAGAAAAGGUUCUUACUUGCUACCUGCUGCCCCAGCAGCCCUCUCCCAGCCUGGAGAACCUCCUGCAGAACAGCGUGGAUGAGAGCUGGACAGACACCAACUUGAACAGAGUCAGUGUGAUCCAGUUCCUGGAUGAGCCUAAAGGAGAUGAUGAUGAGGAGUCUGGAGCUGAAAGACGAGGCCUGCAGCGCCGAGCCACCCCUCACCCCAGCGAGCUGAAGGUGAUGAAGAAGGUGAUUGAGGUCCGGCGCAAUGAGGUGAACGCUGCGAAGGCUGAUGCCAACCCCAAAUCUCCCAACUCGGAAGAGAAGAGGCUGAGUGCCACUUCAAAUCGCAGCGAGGACUCUCAGCUGUCCACCAGCACGGCCUCUGUGGACUGCAGGGCACAGGACAGGGAGCGGGGCUGGCCCAACGGGCAGCUGCCAGACGGGCGCGAGAUGGAGAAGGAGGUGAAGCCCAGAGCGGAAGAGGAGCACAAGGAAGCUGCUGACCAGGAGGAGGAAGAUGUGGAAGUGGAAUACAAUGAGCCUACUGUACACUUCGCGGAGGACACGCUGAUCCGGAGUGAGGACGAGGAUGAGGAUGAAGAGCGACCGUUCCCAGUAGAGAAGCAGAGGCUUAUCCGCAAGGACACUCCCCAUUAUAAGAAACACUUCAAGAUCACUAAACUGCCCAAGCCAGAGGCAGUGGUGGCACUUCUGCAGGGGCUGAACAGUGAUGGGGUCCCCAAAGAGGAAGAGGAGUUGGGAGGCUGCAAUAAUAACACAGAGCCCAGGGAUCAGGAGGAAGCUUGGGAUGAGGAUGACAGAAAGAAUGGAGCUUUGUCUGCUCAGCCAUCCGUGAAGGGGGUGUCGUUUGAUCAAGCCAAUAAUCUGCUGAUUGAACCUGCUCGCAUUGAGGAGGAAGAGCUGACGCUGACCAUCGUGCGGCAGACGGGGGGGCUGGGCAUCAGCAUCGCGGGGGGCAAGGGCUCCACUCCCUAUAAGGGGGAUGAUGAGGGCAUCUUUAUUUCCCGUGUGUCUGAGGAGGGUCCUGCAGCUCGUGCAGGGGUCCGUGUUGGUGACAAGCUUCUGGAGGUGAACGGAGUGUCCCUGCACUGUGCCGAGCACCACGUGGCCGUGGAGGCGCUGCGGGGCUCGGGGAGCUCGGUGUCCAUGACGGUGCUGAGGGAGCGGAUGGUGGAGCCGGAGAACGCCAUCACCGUCACCCCGCUGCGGCCCGAGGAUGACUACAGCCCCCGGGAGCGGCGUGGGGGGCUGCGCUUCCCCGAGUGCCCCGAGGGAGCAGCGGCCACCGAGAGGUUUUCCACCUGCCUCAUGCGCAACGAGAAGGGCCUCGGCUUCAGCAUCGCUGGUGGCAAGGGCUCCACUCCUUACCGGGCUGGGGACACGGGGAUCUUCAUCUCCCGGAUCGCAGAGGGUGGUGCAGCCCACCGGGAUGGGAUCCUGCACGUGGGAGACCGGGUCAUCUCGGUGAUCCCGCGGGGGCUGGCGUCACGCAGCGGGCUCCGUGUGGGGGACAGGAUUCUGGAGGUGAACAGCAUCGACCUGCGCCACGCCACCCACCAGGAGGCUGUGAACGCGCUGCUCUCCAACGCUCAGGAGCUCACCAUGCUGGUGCGCAGAGACCCCCCACCACCGGGCAUGCAGGAAAUAUGCAUUGAAAAGGCUCCAGGAGAGAAACUGGGCAUCAGCAUCCGGGGAGGAGCCAAGGGCCAUGCUGGCAAUCCGUUUGAUCCCACUGAUGAAGGCAUCUUCAUCUCCAAGGUGAGCUCCUCCGGGGCCGCAGCCCGGGACGGCCGCCUGAAGGUGGGGAUGCGGAUCCUGGAGGUGAACCACCAGAGCCUGCUGGGGAUGACGCACACGGAGGCCGUGCAGAUCCUGCGGGGCGUGGGGGACGCGCUCCUCGUGCUGGUCUGUGACGGCUUCGACCCCAAGGCUGCGGCUGCCAUCGAGAUGUCCCCAGGAAUCAUUGCAAACCCUUUUGCUGCUGGCAUUGGGCGCAAGAACAGCCUGGAGAGCAUCUCCUCCAUUGACCGGGAUUUGAGCCCCGAGGAACUGGAGAUCCUGCAGAAGGAGAUGGAAAUGGUGAGAGAAGCCACUCAGUGGGAGAGAGAAGAAAUGGAGAAAGUGGAGCGGCUGCGUAGGGAGCGGGAGGCAGCCACGCAGCAGCUGGAGGAGGAAGCGGAGAACGUCCCCAGUGAACCCCUGCGCCUGGACUACCGGACCCUGGCAGCGCUGCCCAGCAGUGGCCUGCAGAGAGGGAACCGCACCCCUGUUGUGUGCGCUGAGCCCGGCUGCAGCAUGGAGGGUGACUGUGCGCUGCUGUCCCCGCCCGCGGCGUGCCACGGCCGGGAGGCGUCCCCGGAGCCGGCGGCGGCCGUCCCCGGGCCCCCUCAGCCCCCUGCGCCUCCCCAGCCGCACACGAGCGGGGCACAACAGCCCCGGGGAGACAAGCAGGACCCCGAGGGGUGUCCCUUGUCCCAGGAGCAGCUGCCAGAGACGCCAGAGUGUUUGAUCGACUCGCAGCCCAUCCCCUUCAGUGAGAACCCCUUUGUGGUGGCCAACCGCAGGGGCAAGGCCGCGGGCGCGGCCGGCCUGGGGGGGCCGCCCCUGGGCUACGGCCGGGGGGGCGUGCUGAAGACCAGCCCGUACUCCAAGGCUCCUAUGGUCGAGUCUGGGACAGGAAAUUCCAGGCGUGAAUCCCCCUAUUCUUCCAGUAAUCCACAGGUGCCCGCAGCCCCCCGGCCCCCUCACCUGGCCGGCAGGGAGACGCGCUUUGCUUCCAUUAACUUCACUACAUCACAGGAUGACAGUAAAUCAACCAAGCCUGGCGUCAUUCAGCCUCUGUCCCGCGUGCGACCAAGCGCUGCGCCGCACAGAGCCGAGGAGGGGGACAGCCCCAACCCCUUCCAGCAGCCUGAGCCAUGCUUCAGGAUCCACAGCUCUCAAAAACCAUCGCCACUGUCGCCACCCUCCCCUGACGAGGUCCCCAUCAAUGUCAAGCAGGCCUACAAGACCUUCGCAGCAGUGCCCCUGUCCCACCCACUGCUGGGGACACAGGAGCUGUCUGGUCAGAGCAGCACAGAAAACACCAAAAUGGCCUUGGAGGUGGCCACGCACAGCCCUGGGGGACAGCACAGCCCUGAGCAAAGGUCCUUCCGUGAGAGGCAGAAGUAUUUUGAGAUUGAGGUGAAGCAGCAGCACCUGGACAAGCCUCCCAAGCGUGUGUCCUUGGUGGGGGAGGAUGACCUGAAGAAGAUGAAAGAGGAGGAAGCCCGCAAGCUGCAGCAGCAGCGAGCCCUUCUGCUGGAGGAGGAAGCUGAGGAGGAUGAGGAGGUGAGGCAGGUGCCUGGGGCUGUGCAGUCCAGCGUCAUCAUCGAGGGCGUCGAGUACAAGGUGGAGAGGCUGAAUGGAAGGAGCAUCCAGGCUUCAGCAGCUCGGCCCUUGGAGCUCAGUGAGAGCAGCAGCUCACAGAGGAAUUCCUUGGAAGAGGGGAUCAAGUCUGAGCAGAGAACCAACUCCAUGUCGGGGCUGAGCCCGGCGCCGGAUCCCGCGGCUCCCGUGCGCACGGCCAAGGCCGAGCGGCGGCACCAGGAGCGGCUGCGGAUGCAGAGCCCGGAGCUGCUGAGCCAGGAGAAGGAGCUGUCCCCAGCGGAACGCCGCGCUCUGGAGGCAGAGAAACGCGCCAUGUGGAGGGCAGCACGAUCCUCAGCUCUUGAAGACAGUAUUAAACAGUACGAGCAGGAUCUGGCCAGGAAGCUGUACCAGUCCCGGCAGUGGGCACCUGCUCCCGGGGCCAGCUCUAGCCCAGUGCAGAGUCACGCCUCGAGAAUCCCUGGGUCAGGAGGCCAAUCCAGGAUGAAAUCACUGGAACAGGAUGCUCUUAAAGCCCAAAUGGUUAUUGCCAAGUCCAAGGAGGGGAAGAAACGCAGCACACUGGAGCAGCUGGCAGAGUCACCUUCACCUGCUCCGACACCGUCUCCAACGCCGCUGGAAGAUUGCAGCCCCAGGAACGUCACUUCCCCAGGAAGGCUGUCAAUGUCUGAAAAGAAGUUUGACUACCGGGAAUUUGCUGCCAUUCCUUCCUCCAAACCCGUUUACGAAAUCCAGUCCCCUGAUGCAGCUGAUGACCUCAGAUACGUCGAUGACCGGAAUAACUCAGUUCUCCGGGAGCAGGAUGGGCAGCCAGAGGAAGAGGAGACGUUGGGAACUCGGGAUCCAUCAGCACCAGCUCCCUCAGCCCUGGAGGACAUGGCCCUGUACAGCAACAAGCGGAAGCUCCGGCACAGCCGGCGCAGUUUGGAGACCGCUGUCCCCACAUAGGUGACCCGACACACCUGGGCAAUGGACUGGCCUGGCACAGCCCUUCUGAGCUUCCUGUGCUCCAGGGACAGCACCAGGCUGCCACCCUGCCUACAGACUCUGGAUGGAACCUGGGCUUCCCGGGAGCUCUGUGGCCAACUGACUCCUCUGAGGCUGUGAAUCGCCCUCGUUUCUCAUCCAACAGUCUACUGGGGCACAUCCCAAAACUGGGACAACACUGGACUGACUGCUGGCAGAUGGAGAGGAAGGGUGGCCAGGACAGUGGGCAGCUUGUUAGCCUGUAAAUAUUGUGUGUGGGGAAGGGUAGGACAGGGAGAAUGUAGGAGUGUGAAAGUGUGUUGGGCUCCAGCAGUUACUGCCUCAACUUGGGUUUUGUAGUGGUUAAAAGGAGCUUCUCCUCUGGUGGGAAUCAGGAGAAAGGUCCAACCUGCCUUUACUCCUAUUUAGUUUCCAGUCUUUUGCCAAAAAGCAUCUCCUCCCACCUCCUGCACUGUGUCACCUCACUUCCCUUUGGGAGUGUUUGGGAAUGGGAAGCUUGGAGGCAAAAAUAAGGAAAAAAAAGAAAAAAACCCCACCAGAAUUCCAGCAAAGUGCCUCCCUCUGCCACUGACACUCUGUGCUUAAGGAAAACAGAGCCAGCUCUCCACCACCUGCCUCUGUCUUGGUGGGACAGUGCUCCUGCCGGGGCUUUGCACUGUCCUGGGGACAGGUCCCUCCCUGGUCGGUCACACCCCUUUGUCACACACGGUGUGAGCCACUCCAUGAGCCCACAACUGGAGGGUUGUCUACAACAGGUCUCUCCUGUAGCACUGGGGCUGAACUGGUCAACUGGGGCAGGAAUGGGAUGGAGCCAGCAGCCUUAGCAGGGGUGUAGGGGGUGUGUGACAGCAGGGGGGAGCAGGACAAUUGGGGUAGGAGACGGUGGCAGAGGUGGGAGGUGUGACAGCAGGUACCUUAGUGGGUAGAGUUCAGGAACUGGGGAUGGGUGGAACGUGGCGUUGCUCGGGUCAGGUUGGGAGUUACAGGAUCUUUGACUUGGGAGACACUGGUGGGGAGUCCACGGUGUCCACGCUGGCUGAGGCUGGAGUGGGGUGUCAGGGUGCUGGUGUGGGCUGGCAGGGAGCACCAGGAGCACCACACAGCAGGAUGGGGCUGGCCUGUGCCUUGCAAUAACUACACAGUUCCACUCUGCCAGCUCAUUGGCUUCAGGCCCCUUUCCAUGGAAGACAGGGAAAAUGCACGUUUGGCCACGCAAGAGGGAAAAAGGAAAAUGAGAAAUGAGUGGGGGUGUGAGUCCUGGUUUCCACAUGUGGAACAAGGGCUGUGAGCAGAUUCUGUAUCAUGUGAGCUCUGCAGAUGUGGAGGUCACAGCUGCUGCUCCUGACUCUGCCAUCAGCUUCUGCUGCCACUAGUGAGGGGAAACAACCCUUUUCUUUUUGGUUUUUUUUCACUGCCUCUAACCGUGAGGAAGGUUCAAGCUCAGCACAAUCCCAUUCCUUGUCCUUUGGUGCUCUCUGACUCCCCAGUAAGACCAGGGUUGGACCUCGAGCCUCACAGUGGCUGGGCAGUGACAGGCACAUCUGCUUGUGCAUUUGCUGAAGGAAAGAGCUGGAUGCAGUUUUUUGGGUGCAGUUUUUUAGUUGAGCAUCUCCUUUCAUGCCAAAAUCCAGCAGAUCAUUUUAACUGACUCUGUAUGUUUUGAUUUUACAAACUUGUGAAGGAGGAACUGAUAAUCUCACACUGCAGCUGCAGCUGCUUCCAUCAUCAGCAAUUUGAGCUUUUCCUUUUUAAAUCUAAUUUUAGCAUUUGCUUUUUAACAACAGCAGUUUUGGAAACAAUCCUGGCUGGGUUUUGGUGACUAACUUGUGAUUCUUCUCUUCUUUUCCUGUGCGGUACCUGGUGCCAGGCUCUGGAUUCUCUCCCGUUCUCUCCCAAGAGACUCAGAGGGAAAAUUAGCGCAGCAAGACUGUAACUAGUGAAAUUUGUACAACCAAAGAAAUCUAUUUUGUGGUUCAAGGAUAAUAAAGUUUACUUUACAUUUUA